Messenger RNA from Sinocyclocheilus grahami, 1010 nucleotides. Its product is annotated as protein eva-1 homolog B-like. The transcript has 3 exons. The record is from RefSeq and is a predicted model, not a curated record. NCBI's taxonomy places the organism in Eukaryota, Metazoa, Chordata, Actinopteri, Cypriniformes, Cyprinidae. Bases 177 to 674 code for a protein of 165 amino acids.
GUUCCCGCUUCAUCUGCCAGUGUGUGAGGCCACUGCGCCUCUGGAUACAGGACUCAACUUUCCUCCACCAGGAGAGUCUGGAUAGAAACGAUGGUUCGUUAGAAAAGGGGUCAAGGUGAAAUAAAGUAGAGACGAAAGCAAGAGAAAGGAAAAUCAGUCUGCCAGAUAAAGCCAAUAUGAACCCCAUACGGAAAGACAUGGAGUUACUGAGUAACAGCAUGGCUACUUAUGCCCAUAUAACAGAGAACAUGGAGAGCUUUGCGCUGUACUUCACGCUGGGCGUGUGUUCAGGUCUUCUGCUGGCCCUUGUCCUCCUCAUAUUGGGCAUCGCCUGCCGACCGCGUUCAAAAACAAAAACACCCUCCUCACCAGACAAGAGACGGCUGAAAGAGUCCAGCGAGGAUGAGGAGGAGGAAGACAAGGAAGAGGACCAAAGUGAGGAAGAUGACGACGAGGACCUAGAAGUCCCAGUGGUCACCGUGAGUCCCUUGAGUGAUCAGACCCAGUUAAAUGGAACCAUUAAGAGUGUGAACGUGUUUGCUUCAGCGGAGGAGCUGGAGAGAGCCAGGAGACUGGAGGAGAGAGAACGGAUCGUCAGGGAGAUCUGGAGGAACGGACAGCCGGAUAUACUCGUCACCGGCACAGGAACACUCGGACGAGUUCACUAUCACUAGCGUUUUGUGUGCUGGACGCAGUUGUUUCAUGCAGAUAUGGAAUGCCACAGGACCUGUGCAACAUACUUGGGUGUAAAGUUCCUUUAAAAUGGGACGGAUUGAGUACAUUCUUAAAAAUAUGGCUUCCAAAGGGAGGUUUUUACAGCAAUGCCAUCAAAGAACCAUUUUGUAUUUCCCAAAGAACACUUUCAGAGAUUCAUUUUUUCUUAGUGUGAAGAACAUUUUAAAGGUUUUUCACUGAACCACUGAUGCCAAUAAAGAAGCUUAAUUUUUAAGAGUAGGCCUACAUUUAAUCCCCAUAAUUCUGUUUUGAAGUCGUUUUCACAAGCCCUUGCU